Messenger RNA from Rhea pennata, 1792 nucleotides. Its product is annotated as retinol dehydrogenase 16-like. Gene Ontology annotation, cellular component: intracellular membrane-bounded organelle. The record is from RefSeq and is a predicted model, not a curated record. Gene Ontology annotation, biological process: retinol metabolic process; steroid metabolic process. The transcript is spliced from 4 exons. Gene Ontology annotation, molecular function: all-trans-retinol dehydrogenase (NAD+) activity. Lineage: Eukaryota; Metazoa; Chordata; Aves; Rheiformes; Rheidae. The coding region runs from base 483 to 1439 and encodes 318 amino acids.
GGAGACGCAGCGCUGCGCUGUGUUAAACACUGCGGGACGCUCCCCAAACCGGCCCCCUCCGGCAGCCGCUUCUGCAGGCAGGGCUGGAGCCCGUCGCGGCCGGGGCUGCUGCCAGCACAGCCCUGCUCGGGCUUCUGUGCGUGCCAAUCCUGCGCUUGCCGCUGCCGUUCCCGUGCUUGCUGUUCCCGUGCCUGCCGUUCCCACGCUUGCUGCCACCAUUCCCACACUUGUUGUUCCCGUGCCCACCGUUCCCGCACCCGCUGGUCCUGUGCCUGCGGUGGCAUGGCUGCUGCUGCGCAGCUCCCUGCGCUGCAGCCUCGCUGCAAGAGUAAUCAUUAACCAGUGCCGGACUGGGGAGUCACAAGGUCGCUGGCAGAGCCGACACUGUGCCCAGUUGCACUGGUAACCUCCCUUGCGCUUGCCUCGCUGCCGGACGUGUGCAGAGCUCCCCUCGCCUUGCCCUGGCCCCCAGCCCUGCAGGGAUGUGGCUGUACCUGGCAGUGCUGGUGGGGCUGUACCUGCUGCACCGGUGGCACCGGGAGCGGCAGCGGGUGCCCAACCUGGCCGAGAAGUACGUGCUGAUCACGGGCUGCGACUCGGGCUUCGGGAACCUGCUGGCGCGGCAGCUGGACGCCCGGGGGCUGCGGGUGCUGGCGGCGUGCCUGACGGAGGCGGGGGCUGUGCGGCUGCGGGCGGCCGCCUCGUCCCGGCUGCAGACCAUCAUCCUGGACGUCACCUCCAGCGAGAGCAUCGCCGCCGCCGUCGCCUGGGUCGAGGAACGCGUCGGCGACAGAGGGCUCUGGGGGCUGGUGAACAACGCGGGCAUCGGCAUCCCCACCGCCCCCAACGAGUGGCUGCGCAAGGAGGACUUUGUGCGGGUGCUGAACGUCAACCUGGUGGGGCUGGUGGAGGUGACGCUGAGCUUCCUGCCCCUGGUGCGGCGCGCCCGGGGCCGCGUGGUCAAUGUGGCCAGUGUCAUGGGCCGGCUCGCCUUCUUUGGCGGUGGCUACUGCCCCUCCAAGUACGGCGUGGAGGCCUUCUCCGACAGCCUGCGACUGGAGAUGCGCCACUUCGGGGUGAAGGUCUGCAUCAUUGAACCGGGCUACUUCAGCACAGCUAUGACCAGCGCUCAGAUCCUUCACAAUAAUUUCCAACAUGUCUGGGAGAAGCUCUCGGAGGAAACCAGAGCAAGUUAUGGAGAGGCUUACUUCAAGAGUUCUUUAAAGCUAGUCCAGGAGCUGCAGAGUAUGUGCAGCUCCAACCUGUCCUUGGUCACGGACUGCAUGGAGCACGCGCUGACCAGCCAGCAUCCUCGCACCCGCUACUCGGUGGGCUGGGAUGCCAAGCUGCUAUACCUGCCCCUCAGCUACCUGCCGUCGGCCUGGGCAGACGCCGUGCUCACCUGGUCCUACCCCAAACCCGCCCCGAGAACUCCAUAGGCAUCUGCUGGCAGGAGCAUCCUGGGCCAGGCACAUUGGCAGGGGCCCAGUGUCUCUGUAGAAGCACCUGAAUUUCCAGUUAUUCGAUGCACAUCUCAUGACAACAAGCUGUCACCUGCCAGUGAACCCGUCCGAAUCGGUCGCUCUGAGUCCUGGCCCGGCGGGACUCCGUUUCCAGCCUUGCCCAGGCACACCGGCAGCUGCUGCGGGAGAGCCUGGGACGGACGGUGUCAGGAGCAGUGAACCCUGAUGCACAUUAAUGGGGGAUUGUGGUUGCUUUUGCCUCAGUGACUCUUUUCUGGCCCGUUCACUGGGUGUUGGGGUUUAACAUGUGAAUAAAAGCAAGACAUGCA